AUGGCGGCUCUUAUCAAAUACCCAGACUCAGACAAUACCAAGGAUCCUGAUUCAGAGGAGAAGUCCAACAAGGGGAAGAAAAACGGUAAUGGGAAGGGGCAGCAGUCCAACAUGCCGGGUCAUAAUCAUAAUAAUAAUGGUAAGCGCAAACAGCCCGAUGGCGGGUCAGAUUUUGUGGCCAAUACCAACGCCCAAAAUAACGGUCAACGUCGAAGAGGAAAACCACCCCCUCGUAUUGGAUCAAAGGUUAACCUUGAGGCAGAAUUAAACCGGCCUUGCCCGAAGCAUAGUUAUCCAGAUAGACCGUCGACCCACCUGCGGAAGGAUUGUAAUAUCAUGAAGGAGUUUAUGAGCUCCGGUUUUCCUCAGAACAACAAUAACAAUAAUGGCCCGCACGGCGGGACAGGAUCCGGCUCACAUGGGCCCGGCUUUGGAGCUAGCGGAUCAGGUUCUGGAUUUCAGGGUCAGGGCAACCAGGGCGGCUUUAACUAG
Messenger RNA from Aegilops tauschii subsp. strangulata, 492 nucleotides. The record is from RefSeq and is a predicted model, not a curated record. NCBI's taxonomy places the organism in Eukaryota, Viridiplantae, Streptophyta, Magnoliopsida, Poales, Poaceae.